AUGGCCCGCAAACUCGACGUUCCCGGAGUCGCCUUGAUAACCGGUGCCGCAUCAGGCAUUGGCCGUGCAACGGCACUCUCGUUUGUCCAAGGAGGCUGCACGAAGCUUGCCCUUCUUGAUCUGAAUGAAGCUGGCCUGGCAACCACCAAAGAAUUGCUCGAAAAGGCCAUCUCUUCUGCAGGAGGGACUCCCGAGAUCGGCACCUACAAGUGCGACGUCUCGUCCCCUGAGAGUGUGGCCUCCGCCUACGCCGGCGUGAAGGCGUCUUUUCCCCGCAUCGACUACGCCGUCCACUGCGCAGGGAUUAUCGUCUUUGCCGGGGCCAGCGUUGAUCUGUCCGUCGACGACUUCGACAGGCAGAACUCCAUCAACUAUCGAGGCCUGUGGUUGUGUUCCCGUGAAGCCAUCAAGAUCAUGCGGACACAAGCUCUCGAUUCCGAGGCUUACCCCGACAACCAUAUUUCCCCUGUUCGAGCCCAGCGCGGCGCCAUCGUCAACAUCUCCUCCGGGCUGGCCGUGUACGCACAGCCGAACUGUCCUGCAUAUUGCGGAGCAAAGGCCGGGGUCUUGGCACUCACCCGCUGCGAUGCACUCGACUAUGUUGCCGACCGGAUCCGGGUCAACGCUGUCUUGCCAGGCAUUGUCGACUCCCCGAUGACAAACCCUAACCCGGAGGUGAGGGCGUGGCUGGAGGCCAACCCGGUGCAGCAUUCGCCCAUGAAACGGUUUGGCGAGCCUGAGGAGAUAGCAGAUGUUGCCGUGUUCCUGGCCAGCAACAAAGCAAGUUUAGUUACGGGGGCGAGUUGGAGUGUCGAUGGAGGCAGUCUGGCGGGAUACACCUGA
This is a messenger RNA of Capronia epimyces CBS 606.96, 843 nucleotides long. RefSeq lists its product as uncharacterized. The record is from RefSeq and is a predicted model, not a curated record. NCBI's taxonomy places the organism in Eukaryota, Fungi, Ascomycota, Eurotiomycetes, Chaetothyriales, Herpotrichiellaceae. Bases 1 to 843 code for a protein of 280 amino acids. The transcript has 2 exons.